AUGCCGAGGUCCGGGGCAGCAUGGAGGCGGGAUGCCUUCUGGGGCUGCCGGGCAUCCGGGCAUAUAAAGAGGCACUGCCCCCUCAGAAGAACUGAGGAGAGGCUGGAGGAAGUGCCUGUAGACCCAGGAGGGUCAGGACUGGAGGUAGAGGUGGCAGCUGGGACAGAGGGGACCCCAAAGGAGGUAAGGACCCAGACCGUCGCCGGGACCGCCUUCACCCAGGAAACCCAGACAGACUGGGCCCAGCAGGAGGCCGGGACCCAGUUCCCCUUCGGAGGCUUCUCCUGUGCCCGGUUCUGCCAGGCCUUCACGGCAGGCUCCUUCCUUCCUGCUCCUGACCAGGCAGACGGCGACUCCCCCCAGAACACGGCGUUCUGUUCGUUCUGCCAGGCCUUCAUGGCAGGCUCCUUUCUUCCUGCUCCUGACCAGGCAGACGGCGACUCCCCCCAGAACACGGCGUUCUGUUUGGUGAGGAAAAAGACGCUCGACCCGAGCUGUUGUGAGUGGGAGCAGCAGGAGAUGAAUUCCUACUUCUGCCAGCCCAAGGAACAGCACAAAGACCAGGUCGCGCCACGACUGAUGAUGAAGAAGAAGCUGAAGUCAAAUCUUCAUUCAUUCCUCCCUCAGCUCGCUCGCUCCACCACCGGGGCACUGGCAGAGCUGGUCUGUUUCCCUGCAGGUCGGCUCUGCCAGGCGCCCAUCUAUCAGAUACAGGUCCCGUCCCGCGUCACGGCCCAGCAGGGUCUCUGCGUCCUGCUCCCCUGUAAUUUCACAGCCAACUUCAAAUCCUCCGGGGUCGCCUACAAAUACUGGUUCCUCAGGGACGACAAGGACACCAGCCCGGCCGUGGCCACCACAGAUCCUGACAGGACCCCGAGGGAGCCUGGGGGCCGGAUCCGCCUGGUGGGGAACGCCUCGGACGACUGCUCCCUGCUCAUCAGCGACGUGAGAGCCGGAGACAGGGACCGCUACUACUUCCGCUUUGUGAAGGGAGACUUUAAAUACAGCUACCAGGUGACCCACCCGCUGGUGGAUGUGACAGAGCUGAAGGAGCAGCCGGUGCUGGAGAUCCCCGAGGUACUGUUCUCUGGACAGCUGGUGAAUGUGACCUGCCAGGCUCCAGGGACCUGCUCUGGGACCCCUCCCCAUAUCACCUGGACAGGGGGGUUCAACUACACAGCCAGGAACGUCUCGGUCACCCUGGCAAACGGCAGCAUCUCCUAUAGCUCGGAGCUCAGCUUCACGCCAGCCCCGGGGGAUGAUGGCAAAGAGCUCAUCUGCACCGUCACGUACCCCGCCGUAGUUGGGGUCUGCACCCGCAGAUCUGUCCGGCUCCAGGUCGACUCGGGCUUCUCCCGGACACUCGUGGUGCCCUUGGCGGUUUGUGGGAGCCUCGUGCUGGUUGGUGCCGGGGCUGCAGUGGCCUGGAAAGUUGUGAAGGGAAGGCAGGGCAGCAGGGGCCCCGCCAGGGCCGGACGAUGCCAAGGGACUGGAGACGGGCAGGUCUCUCACUCCUCCGAGCAGCAAGCGUCUACGGCGCCCUCCCACAGACAGGACGCCACCAGGGAAGGGGGAGCCCUUGAGAAGAAAGGGAGAGCAGGAGGAGGAAGAGGAGGAGGAAGAUGCUACAGGGAGAGAGGCGACGGGGAACAAUUCACAGAGGAACACAUCUAUGUCAACAUCUAAAGCCAGAGAGGGGGACAGGGUCACUGCAGGGAGUGAGCUAAAGAGAGACUGGUGUCAGCGGUGGGAUAGCCGGCCUGCCUUGUGGCUAAGGUGCUAGCCUGGGACGCCGGAAGCCUGGGUUCUAUUCUCAGCUCUGCUACGGAAUGGCUGUGUGACCCUGGGCAAGUCCCCGCCCCCCUCUGUGCCUCAGUUUCUCAGCUGUAACAUGGGGAGUACAUCACUGCAUUUGGCUACUUACACUGUGAACUUGUUGGAGAUGGUCUCUCGCUGUGUGUGGGCAGCGCCUGGCCCCGGGGGGGUCCGUGAUCUCAGCUGGGGCAGGGACUGUCCUGGGCUGUGUCUGUGUCACGCCCCCGCACUUCCCUCCCAUCUCAGCGGGGGGCCACUCUGCUAAUACCCUUGAGAGGCAGCUACUGCUCCAGACAGAGUUCUGUGGAGCAGGUCGGCCUGUGUUAACCCUUUCACUGCUGCAGCUAAAUAAAAGCCAU
This is a messenger RNA of Malaclemys terrapin pileata, 2174 nucleotides long. RefSeq lists its product as uncharacterized. Lineage: Eukaryota; Metazoa; Chordata; Testudines; Emydidae. The record is from RefSeq and is a predicted model, not a curated record. The coding region runs from base 1 to 1686 and encodes 561 amino acids. The transcript has 9 exons.